Molecule: messenger RNA, 516 nt
Organism: Symbiodinium sp. CCMP2592
Lineage: Eukaryota; Dinophyceae; Suessiales; Symbiodiniaceae
Source: the annotation of a GenBank genome assembly
AUGGGGCGGCUAAACGGCAGCGGGCAUCUGAAAGACGACGGAACAGUCCGAUUCGAAAACUGUGAGUAUGUUUGGAAGGAUGGCAGUGGCACCACAGCCAUGAUAAGCCUGAGUGAUGCAGCGAGCUCACACGGCGAAUUGCGAAGCAGGUUUUACGACAGCGCCUCCGUCUAUGUCAUGCUCUUCUGCUUGGCAUCAAGGAUGUCCUUCGAAAGCGUCGAGGAGAAGUGGCGUCACGAAGUCGGCGAGGCUCCCAUCCUACUGGUCGGGACCAAGCUGGACUUGUGUGCUGAGCUGAAGCCAUCGGAGUGCAUCUCCUACCAAGAGGGCCAGGCCUUGGCCAGACAAAUCGGUGCUCUCGACUACUUGGAGUGUUCCGCACUCUCUGGCGAAGGAGUGGAUGAUGUUAUCGACGCGGCGAUGUGGACCUACCUGAUGCAUGCACAGACCGAAAGGGGCCAAGCACUGUUGGCACCUCUCAUUCAAGGCAAGGAUCAGGGAUGUCGCUUGAUGUGA